Messenger RNA from Centruroides sculpturatus (bark scorpion), 1127 nucleotides. RefSeq names its product alkaline phosphatase, tissue-nonspecific isozyme-like. Gene Ontology annotation, molecular function: alkaline phosphatase activity. The coding region runs from base 249 to 1127 and encodes 292 amino acids. The transcript has 6 exons. The record is from RefSeq and is a predicted model, not a curated record. Gene Ontology annotation, biological process: dephosphorylation. NCBI's taxonomy places the organism in Eukaryota, Metazoa, Arthropoda, Arachnida, Scorpiones, Buthidae.
UUUAAGCAGACGAACUUUUUGUCGUGUUGACCGCCAUUUUGUUAAGUCUUAUUAUUAUUAUUACUUUUAAUAUUUGUUUUAAUGGUAAAUUUAUGUGUUUACAGUCAUUUAUACGACUUUAUAGUGUUUAUAAUUGGAAAUCGAAGAAUUUACAUACGGUGCGAAUUCAUAGAAACGUGUGACGUCAUAGCACAUGUUUCGCUUUCCUCAAGAUGGCGCGAGAGUCAAUCGUUCAGCAGUGAUGUUACAUGAUGUUGUGGUGGCAUGUCGCUUCUUUUUGGAUGUUGGCAUAUUAUGUGUCGUGUCAAGAUAAAUCGUACUGGUACGAACAAGCCAAGAGUAAUUUAAUGAAGAAUGUUAGAGAGGAGAGGAAUUACAACAUUGCCAAAAAUCUUAUCUUGUUUAUUGGAGAUGGAAUGGGAAUAACUACCAUAACUACUGCUAGGAUACUAAGAGGUCAGCUACUUGGACAGAAUGGCGAAGACACAGAAUUAGCUUUCGACAAGUUCGAACAUGUAGCAUUGUCAAAGACCUACAACACAGAUAGCCAGGUAGGAGAUUCUGGAGCUUGCGCCACAGCGUUACUCUGCGGGGUGAAAAGUCGUUUUGAAACAAUUGGUUUAGAUGACAAUGCCAUUUACGAUAAAUGCUUUAGUAGCUUCACUUCUCGUGUCCCUUCUCUAACAGACUGGGCUCAACAAGAAGGUAAAGCUACGGGUGUGGUAACGACAACACGCAUUACACACGCAACACCUGCAGCUGCAUACGGGCACGCAGCGAGCAGAUAUUGGGAGAGCGACGAUAAAAUGCCUGAAGAUGCUAAAAGUGCUUGUAAGGAUCUCGCCAGGCAACUAGUUGAAGAUGAACCUGGACGAAAUAUAAAUGUGAUUUUAGGAGGAGGAAGACGUCACUUCGUCCCGAAAUGGGAACGAGAUCCCAAAAGACCGACCGAGAUGGGAAGGAGAAACGAUGGACGAAAUCUCAUAGAAGAUUGGCAAAGAGAUAAAAAAGCCAGAGAUCUCUCUUAUCAGUAUGUUUGGAGAAAGGAAGACUUCGAUAAUGUCGACUCUAAUAAAGUUGAUUAUUUAUUAGGUAAAGAGGAAAAAAAUGACACUUUUACUCACUAG